AUGUUUGAACGAUACCUGACAGAUGCCCUGGUAUCGCAUUUUGGUCACGUCAUUGAAAACUUGGACUCCGAUAAAGCACGACUGUCAGCAUGGAAUGGACAAGUGGUCCUCAAUGAUUUAUCUCUCCGCCGAAAUGCUUUGGAAAGCUUUCUUCCCGAUUGUCCUGUGGAAAUUGCGUACGGAAAGGUGGGAAAUCUAGAACUUCGAAUCCCGUGGAGACUUUUCAAAUCACAAAUGCGAUGGCGAGGCAAAAAAGCAAGCUUACUAGAGACCAACUGCUCCAUUAUCUUGAAGGAUGUCAAUAUCCUCAUUACUCCACGACGAGAAUGGAUGGAUCGAGACGAAUCCAAUGAACAAAAGGAGACUUUGAGCGAGGAGGAUAUGCAACAAAAUAAAAGAACAGAAAAAGAGAAGAGAGUGCAAUCACUGUUAGAUGCAGACUUGCUGCGGAGAGUAGCAACAUCGACUAGAUCCUCGCGAUGGGGUUGGGUUCGGGAUUGGUUGUCCAAUUUGCUUUCGACACUUUCCAUUACGAUUGAAAACAUCCACAUUCGUUACGAAGAUCCAGGAACAAGCAUGGGCUACGUGUGGCAGAGUAAUGCUGAUGGAGCAAAGCUACGAAGAUAUCGACCGGCAUUUGCAGUCGGAAUUACGCUGCAAGUUUUCUCAUUUCAAGCAGCUGACAAUGAGGAUACCAAAAAGAUUGAAGACACUGCUGGCGAAGAAAAGACGGAGAAAAAGGACGAGACUGACGAUUCGGCCAGUGUUGUAGAAGUGAAAGACACUCAGCCAUUUCAAAUAAGACAAAAGAUUGCUGCUGGAGAGAAUCUUGCAAUCUACUGGGACGGAAACUGUGAAUUAAUAUCAGUGCACUCUAGCAAUCGGAAUAUCAAGAGCGACGCAACGACAUAUUGCGGCAAUUCCUUCAGAAUACUCAAUGGCGAAGUUGACUAUUUCUUUGAAGACUCGAAUCUAUACAACGAAGAUCACACGUAUGUUUUGGAUCCAAUAUCUCCCACAAUUGAUAUCAACCUCGUAUCUACCCGAAAGAGCAAUGUAGAAAAUGAGCUAGAUCCAAAAGUGCUUCCAGAUGAAAGUACAACUGAUACCCAGGAGGCACCUGCCAACACGAUUUUACUACCCGCUUCAUCAUUUAGCAUCGAUUUGCCACCCUGCAAGCUUACUCUGUCUCGGAUCACCCUUGAAGAUACUGCCUAUAUCCGAAAGUCACUUUCAGUGUGGAAUCAAUGGAAGAGAGGGUUUCUACCAGAAGCAUCACUCCGACGACUAGCAGAGUUACGUCCAGCAACUACUCCUCUAGGAAAUGCAAAAAAGUGGUGGAUCUAUGCUGGUGAGGCAACGAUAGAACUCUUGAAGGUGCAGCGCGCUGGGAAAAAGUCGAAGGAUAUUGACUGGGUAGAGUCGCGAAAAAGAGGAUGGGUAGGAUUCAUGGAUGCAGUCAGAAGGCGGCGUGAAUAUAUCAAACUUUCAAAGGAAUUCUUGGCGUUCAUCAAGCAAAACGACAAGAAGAUUAGCCUGAAAACUCAUCAAGCCCUGGUUGAAAUGGAAGAUGGUUUAAAUCCCCGAGAAAUUGUUGCAUUCCGGAUUGCGCUGUACGACGAAAUUGAGGAACGUCAAGAAGAGACUGUAGUGACUGUUCGCCGUGAAAAGCAAAAGGAAAUUGACGUACUGUCGGUUGAGCAUCGCUCUUGGAUGAUGGACGAGAUGUUGCGAGCCCUGAAUCGAGAAAAGGCAAACAUGGAUCGUGUCCAGAGUAGCCAGAAUGGUCCAGCGAUUCAAACGGAUGAGGAAGAAAGCACUGAUAACGUGGUCUGGUCAGCCUCGUUUGUCUGCCGACAAUUUGCUAUUCAGGUGAAUGAUGCUGCUGUCAAGCGUGUGAAAAAUCAGUGGACGGCACCGAUCAUUCAGCUAUCAACUGCGUGGAUACUAGAGCAUAAGUGGCAUGACGAUGGAUCGUGGGAUACAGACUGUACGCUAGCUUCCCUCGAAGUCAAAGACCUUACAUCUUCAAGAAAUCGGCAACUCCAAACGCUCUAUCCAUAUUUGGUUGGUCGAAAAAGAGAAGCUGGCAACGUCCCGGUAGAGAAUGCGAUUGUCAUUGACGGCAUCACUUACUCACGUAGCGUGUCUGUUACUGUAAGUCGAAAACUGGUGUGGAAUACAAAAGACGGUGUGCCACAAUAUGAUGACGACGACCGAGGGUCGAGAACAAGUUUUCAAAUCCGCAUUCUCCCCAUGGAAAUAGUCUACUCAACGGCUCCAGUAGAAGGGCUAAGUCGAGUCCUAGCAACAAUAAAGACGCCUGAGCUAGUUGAUGAUAUGCACAGAGUGGCAUCAGCGGCGCAAGGUUGGAGGGCGAAGCAAAAGCGCAAGUUUUUGCAAACUUUGGCGCACGAACACAAGCGAAUCAUCGUUGAUGUCGAUGUCGGAUCACCUGAGUUGAUCAUACCAGAAGACAUCAAUCGAGCUGAUACUCCAAUCCUAGCUGUGGAUCUUGGUCGACUUCAAAUCUCAAACGAGUUGUCGACUGAAGAGGUCAAAACAGAGUUCGAUGACAAAUGGCAACUUGCACUCAGCGACAUUCAGGUUCGUUGUACAACUGGAGCUAUUCGGAAUCCAAAGGCAGAUGAGGUAGAGAAUAGCCAGAUACUUCAUCUUGUUGAGCCUUUUUCUCUCAACUUCACGUUAUUGACCAGAAUAGCCAGCUCUGACGACCCAGUAGUGCAGGAAACCACAAAAAUUCAGGGGUCUGUGACUCUACCACGGCUAGCUUUCAACCUGACCUCUUCUGCCAUGCGACUAGUCCUUCGAUUGAAGCAGCAGUGGGAGCACAGAAAGAAAGAAACCGCAGUACGGCAAUCGCAACCAGCUCAAAACUCGCAUAGACGAUCGAGAUCGAUGCAAUUGACGGCGUCGCCCAGCAGACGAAGAGUGUCAACCAUUAGCCGGGAUAUUCCGAAUGGCGAUGCCAUCUCACAAACUCUGUCAUACAAUUCUACCAUUUGUCGAGUUACACGAUUUGAUUUUUCGGCACCGUUGAUAACGCUGAGGGUAAGCAAUGAUGUUGAUGGGCGUGAUUGUAGCGUUCCUGGGAAAAGUGGAACUCCUCUUGUUGAUCUCGCCUUCAGAGGCAUUACAGGAAAAUAUAUACAAGAAGAAACGUUUCAAGGAGAUUUGACGAAUUCUUUUGACGCGAAACUCCACUCUCUAAGCGCUAUCGACUUGUACCAGACAGCUGGAAGGGACUUCGCAAUGCUGCUGUCAUCAAUACCAACACAAGCUUUGCCGGAAAACAUAUUUGAUCGCUCUUCAUGGGAAUCCUAUUAUGCAGAAAGUAGGAAUGCGUCAGAGUCGAGCACUUCAAGGCGUAAAGAUCUUGUCGCAAUCCAAUACAAGAGCAAAGUUGCCUUUGGAAACAUCGAAGACAAAAAGGCAAUUGAAGUUGAGCCUAACAGCCUUUCCAUUUGGUUUCAUGAGCUGUAUAUUGAAUGGAAUGCAGAAACAUUUGCUGGGAUACAAAAAGCUCUCAAGCUACCUCAGGGGCAAGAGCCUGCCAAAACUUCAAUGCAUGAAGAAACAGUCAGUGUCGUAUCUGGAGAGGAGGACGAAUUCUUUGAUGCAGAAGAGGACGAGUUCUUUGAUGCAGGAUCUGAAGUAGUUACUUCGAUCGAACCACCGCCAGACCUACUCAUGUAUCGUUUCAAGACCUCUACUUGGAUUGAAACUGGAGGACUCCGUCUGUCGCUGCCACUCGCUGCUUCAUCUGUGUCACAUGGCUCCCCUUUUCUUCCUUCGCUUGCGUCGACAAAUCACGAGGCUACUGGAAACGUUGACUACAACAGCAUGUUGAGAACUAGAUCAUUUGAGAUCAAAUUUGAACUUUCUGUGCUUUCUAUCAACUUCAACAAAGAAACUCGGCACCGAAAACUAGUGAAUGCUCAGAUGGAUGCAACCUCAAUAUCCUACAAGACAAAUUCAAUUGGGGGUUCGUUGACCAAAAUGAAGAUGGGAAACUUGGUUUUUACGGAUCCUGAUAGUCUUUCGAACAAGUCCCUUUACGGGCAAAUACUGGGGUUGAAGUCGGAAUCAGAAAACUCCGAGAAGUCUGAUGUAUUAUCUCUUCUUGUGAUGGAAAUAUUAGUCAACCCGCCAAAGCGAGAGUAUAAUGCAAAAGUCGUUGACUCCGAGCAAACCCGCGAUGAAGGAGUUUCGAUUGACCGCGAACGUGGGCAAGUUGCAGGGAGUAACAAUUUCAUCCGUGCCCUUUUUAGUCCAAUGCGAUUUGUAUUUCUUGAACAACUAUGGUUUGAAAUAAUCGACUACUUUUUCGAGGGAGUGAUGGGUACUGCUGUUUGGGGUGGCAAAAUAAUAACACCCAAGUCACUUUUGAAGCAGAUUGAAGAAAGAGCAAUGGAGACGCCAACAGAAUUUCUCCUUGGAAGUGAUGCGGUUGGAUUUAAUUUUACGAGAUGCGACAUUUCCCUUGAGUCGCCUGAGAUUAUUUUGCCUGUUUCCUAUCUCUCGCCUCACCACAUGCGGCUGGAGUUGACGAGUAUAAAAAUAUCCAAUCACUACGACGGCUGCUCAUUUUGUGAUGACCCAACAAUUGCAAAUGGAACGUUUGAGGGCGAACGAAUGCAAUGGUUCAACAAUUACAACAUUGCGCUGCGUGGGCUGAGAUUGAGAUCCUGGAGUGGCAGAGAAUUGGGCAAAGAUCCCUCAGUUGCUGACAUAACUCUGCGUUGGCCAGUCGGCCCACUUGCCUACCGAAUUGUUCCAAAAUGGAUUGUCGGUUGCAAAUUCUCAAGUCUUGACAUUUCUCUUCGCCGCUCUGAAUAUGCACUUCUCCAACACAUCAUUACCUUCAAUAUUGGAGAGCCUUCAAGGCACCUAGAUGAGUGGGAGGUCCUUCAAACUAUUUCGAACUCUAUCCUUGAGGCGUAUCAAGAACGAAUCUUGGUCCCAUACGGCUACGACAAGAAAGAUGUCCCACCAACAACUUACGACGUUGCUGUUGAUGUGCCACUGUUGAGUUUCAGUCUUAUCGAAGAGAAGGAAAUAGUCCAGACGAUUGCAAUCGUAAGGUGCAUGGACCUUCUAUGGUCUCUACGGAAAGAAUCUGAUCGCAUCGUAAAGCAACGUUUGACCUGUGAUAUUGAAGUGGUAACACCGAGUUCGAAAACAGGAUUUGACACACUACUUUCAAUGUCGAAGUAUGAUACGAUCAUUUCCUCAGAAGGGUCAACAAGCCACGAGACAGUUCCAGAACUGACGUACACAUCAACAACUCAGGUUUCUGGUAACAAUGUGAAAACACUCGAGAUAGUCGACCCUUGCAUUUAUGUGAUAGUUCCUGCUUGGAGCAAAUUCAUGGAGUUCUUCCAGGAGCUGCCUGAACCAGAAAUUUGGAGUGCUCAGGAAGCUAGAAGUAUGCUUAAAGUCGGAGAUCGUUGGUAUCGCAUUGCAGCUCCUUUAGAGGAGAUGGAUGGGAAGGAAACAAUCGAAUCCAAGUUGCGAUGGAUUGGCUUGAUCUCAGAGACGAUCAAGCUUGAUCACCAAAACAUGGAUACAUCUACAAUUGGAUUGCCAAAAUACCAGUUCCACAUAUCACUUGCCUGGCCACGGAUUAUCCUGUCUUCGAAGGCAACGGCUUCGAAUCGCUUGAUUUUGCGGAUGAAUCAUUUGGAUUAUCUGAACAUCAAUGACGGUCACAGCAAAUCGAUUCAACGCUCAUUUUUCCUUCAUGAUGUUGAAGUCUACACAGUCUCCAGUCAAAAACCAAUUCACAGAAUCAACGAGGGCUCUGUUUCUUUGAUCCACCCAUGGUCAGUUGUUGGCCUUGUAGAGAAAUGCAAUGGGUUCAAAGUUGGGGCAUGUGAAUCACACACGUGGCAUGUCACAGGUGACAUUUUGAAAGCUCGAGCUGCAUACUCAGAUAUUCUUGUCGCUAUUGAGGUUUGUAUGAGCGUGUUCAACUCGCCUCAAGAUGGCAAGUCAAAAUCAAGAAACAAAACAAAUCAGAAGGCAACGACACCACAGCCCACCGAUUCCUCCACAAGCAGCCUUCUCGUUCAAGACGACGUAAAAGACGCCCUUUGUAAUCUUCCGAAGAAACUUGUCUACAACAUUGCACUUGAUGGUUUUGAAUUGAAUGUUGCGGAUGACAGUGGGCGACAUUUUGCGGGCACUCAAGAUUUGAUCAUCCUAUCUCUUGUGGACCUGAAUUUCUGCCGGGAAGUCUCUCACGAUGGUGCUGCUAGCGUCAACCUGUGCUUGCAGAGUCUUGACCUAUUCGACUGUCUGCAAGCCGAGAGGUCACCAUUUAGGACGGCGGUAUCCAGCCGUGAAGGAGUCAUGGGGCUCGGUGGCUCGGACCCAGAGCCAAUCACUGAACCAAUCGUUACGACCGCAGGCUCAUCUAGAAUGGGUUGGGAGGACUAUCGUGCCCACGGUGAUCGACAAAAUGGAUUCGAACUGUCUCGAUCUUUUGUCAAAAAGGUUCGUCCAUCCCAAGAAGGCAAUGAGAAAAGCACGGAGGAGCGGAUCGAAGUCCAAUACUUAUUCUCCGCGGAUGGACAGCAUCAAUACUCGGUCCACUUAAGAUCAUUUGCCCUUCAAUGGAAUCCGUCUACAGUUAUUGCAAUCCAGCGCUUUCUCGGCAGACUUCGGAAAGAUGCGGUGAUCAAUGGCACACAAUCGGAGACGGGUGAAAUUGAAAGUGUUACCAAACCAGUUCUGUCGUCACUACGGGAAGAGCAAGGAAUCGAUGUCGAUAGAUCAAGAAGGGAAGAAGGCGCGAAGACACACGCAUCGAUUUUGAUCGGGAGCUUCACAAUAUGCCUUAACAAAGAGCAUCAACAUAGGCGACUGGUCGAGGUUACUUUGUCCUCUUGUCAGAUGUCACUUGACUCAUCUGAUGAAGGGACAAGUGUUGAUGGUCAGCUUGGGGACUUAGUUGGUUGGGAUUCAGACAACUAUGCCGUAUCCCACAAGAAAAACGCUACCAUCACCACAGAGAAUCGAAACAUAUUGAAGGUUCUCAAUGGUGAUCAAGGAAAAAACGAAAAUGAUGAAGGAUUCAACAGAUUCUUGAGGUUUCAGUACAAGACGUUUAGACAAAGGCUGCCGCCAUCCCGUAUGGUCACAGAGGUGCCCAGCUGGGUAAAACCGCAUCUUUCCGAUUCUGGUGAGAUAGAUGACGUUUUGAAAGUGUCUUUGGCGGCUCUCCAAUUUACGUACCUUCGUGAGAGGACCGAAGAAAUUAUUGACUACUUAUCAAACGGACUCCCUGGAAAGGGCAUGGGAGUCACUUCACGAGCUGCAAAAGGCUUUCUGGAAAAAAGAAUCUUGACAAAAAGUUUCUUGGAACUUGACAUUGGAUCACCAGAGGUGAUUAUUCCGCAGCACGAGACUUUGAAUGCCGGCAUUAUGCUCAAGCUAGGUGACGUAAAUUUGAGAAGUUGGUUCGAACAAGACUUCAAAAAGCCGUUGGCAUCAGGCGGGCAGGGCGACUGGUGGCGAAUUCUCUCGCUACGUCUCACUGGUUUCUGCAUCGGGACAAUGAAGAGGAAGAGAGGGGUAGACGACCUUUCGUUGAUAACAAAUCCCAUUGAUCUUGAAAUUAUGCUUCGAAAACCCACUGUAAAGGGAAGGGAGCUGGCUGUGCGAGGAAAUUUAUCCUCUCUUGAUCUUGAAUUGGAUUACAGUGAUUAUGUCUUCUUGCGUGCUGUUGCAAGAGACAACAUUGGAAGGAACAUCAAUACGGAUGCAUGGGACAAUGUGGAAAAGGCGUACUGGCUAGAAGAGGAGAAGAAAGAGGACGAUUCAAGUCUAAUCUCGAAUGUCGCUGAUAAUGAAUCGCGAAAGGUGGAAUAUUCUUCAAAUGCUCGAUUUGUAAGAUAUGGUAAAGCUGGGAAGCGAGAACGAGAACUCCAAAGUACUUCGCCUUCUCGACCUUCUGGAGCCAAAGCAAAUGGCAUGGGGCAAGAUGCAAGGACUAUCUUUGAUUUACGAUUUAAGCUCGACGGACUUUCGUUGAAACUUCGACGUGACGACGACGUGAAAGAGGCCAUGGAAGACACUUUAAAGCAGUCUCUUCACUACGAUAUCAUGUUGCUCCGAGUGCAGCUAGUUGAAAUUACUCUUUCAUCGAAAGACACUGGGGAUUCAUCAUUUUGCUUAUCCUUGUAUCGACUGGGUUUAUUUGACCUUGGAGACACUGGUCGCCUACAUCGACAACGGUAUCUCGCUUCGCUUCCUUCCAUGGCGGCAAGUAGAGCGAAACAUAAAGCAAGUCGACAACCAUGCGCUUUCCGUGUACUCAUCGAAGGGUACUCUUUAUCCGAAGUGGAUAGCAACAAUACAUCCAACUCUGAAGAUAAUGCGCAACUAGUUGUCAAUGUUGAUAGAUGUUCGGCAGCAUCUGCAAUGGAAGGUGGAUCACUAACGGACAGCGGUCUACCAAUGGACUCAAAAGUCACUGUGGCAAAAGCAGUGGUGAACAACUUAUCUGUGAAUGCUCUUAUCCGCCCGUUCAAAGAGAUCGCCGCGUUUAUGGCAUGCGACUGGGAGACCAAGGCGGUUCAAAAACUACCGAAAAAUAUGUCUAGAUUCGAGACAACAAUCCAAAAUUCGACAAAAGAUGGUAGUGGGUCGUUGUCAACAGGAAAGAAUGCAAGUGGGUUCCAACUCAAGGUUGUCGCGCACUAUCCAAGAGUAUUUUUUCUUGCUGAUGAAAGUGACGCACAUUCACGUGCACUAGUUCUCCGCGGACUUGCUGUGGUCGAUCUCAGUAGAACAAAUCUCAUCGCAAACGAGGAAGUUCCGACGGGAAGCAGUGCCCUGCCUCAAGAAGACAGAAGGCACGUAACUGCACUCAAGGCGCAACUCUAUAGAAUGGAGAGCUAUAUCAAUCCUGAUGUUGAUGAACAGCUAGGGUUUACGUACCGACACAAGACGAUAGUUGGGAACAGGUAUGCAUCAAUAUUCCCAGAUCCUGAAGGCGACGAAAGCGUUAAGGACUCCCAUUCCUCAGACACACUCGGGGUUGCCUUAAUACAGCCAGUGACAACGGGAGUUGAAUUCUUUGAGUAUCGGAGGGAUCUCUUCCCCACAAAACGUUCGCUUUUCGUUAACGUUGAACCGGUUUCAACCAUGUUUAGUUUCCAAGACCUGCAACUAAUUGAAACCGUUCUGCAUCGAUGGGCGUCAAGGAGGUCUAAGAAGGAAGCGAUACAACGUCUGGAACAUGUUUAUUCCGACGAAAAUAUGAGUCCACGGAAUAGUGAGACCUUGCAUCAUUCAGAAAAUGAAAUAUUUGACAUCCAAUUUCGUACAAAUCGAUUGGGACUUAGCUUGAAAGUGCACGGCGACCAAGUGGAGGUUGUUGAGAUCAAGAAUUCCGACUUACUGGCACACGUACGGCCUGGAGACAUUCUUAUUGCUAUUGAAGGGGAAAAUUAUCGGUCAACUUCGUUGGACAAAGUUGUGCGCCACUUAUCACAGUGUAAGAGACCGACAACUGUUACUUUCUCCAGACGGCGGUUGAUUGGGACACCUAGGAAGCUGGAUGCAACUCCGCCAAUGUCAAAGACAAAACUUGAAAGAACGCCGCCAACGACCCCGGUUUCAAAUGAAGAGACUACUGCCAGUGUUAGGUACCUUGAUGUCCGAUUCAGGCUCGGAAUGUCCCGUGGUCUUGAACUGGAUAAGAGUAUUUGUGGCCGUUUCCCGGUAGUAGCACGUAUCCUUCCAAACUUCUUUCAUGCAACACGUGGGUGCAACAUCGAAGAAAAUACUUCGGAUGAGAUUGAAGCUACAUUCUUGGUGCGGAGAGAAUUACGUAUCCCGCGAACUGGUGCUGUUGUUGUGGCGAUUAAUGGUCUCUCCGUGGAAGAGAUAGGAGUCAAAGAAUCUUUUCGACGACUGGAGGCCCUGUCCUUUGAAGGAAGCGAGAGAAAUACUUACAGCUCCAUAUCUGACAUUAUGCAAAGUCAAGUCUACUGGCUGUCCUUCAUGGAAGCUGAUGCUUCGGUUUGGGGCAAAGUGGAAGAGAUCGACGUCUCCGCUGAAGGCAUAGCUCUCUCGUUCAUUGAUGACUUACAGGGGCGAGACAUGCCUUUGUUUCGAGCAAAAUUGAGUUCUGUUAAUGCUCACAUUGAGCGUGGAUUAGGCGUCGAGGCUCGUGUCCUUGAUGUAAGCACACCGUCACUCUUGAAAGUGCCCUCAGACCUCCUCUACAAGGACGACGAUAAUCAAGUAUCUUUGUCGGAACAUGAGAUUGCAAAUCAACACUCUGAGGUUGUUUCUGCAUUCAGCGUUCUUGCAAUGUGUUCUAUUGACUACUUUCAUCCUCGGGUUGCCUGCUGGGAGCCAUUGAUGGAACCAUCUCAAUUGUUUGCGCAUCUUGAAAUGCAGAGGGGGAAUGUGGCUAGACGGGGCCAAAUUGCUCUUGAGUUGUCCGAUUAUCUACUCUACGAGCGAUUAUUCAAAGUUGGUCUUUCAAGUGCCAAUCGCCGUCCUCAGAUGAUGGCUGUAAACGUGACUGAUGCUGGCGCACAAGUACUUGUAAAUGCAACAAAUCAAUGGAAAGAGUGGCGAAAAAGUAUCAUUAAUGAGUCGGAGGGCGACGACAAUGAAAGCACAUCCGAAGUCAUUGACGGGGAUGCGCCAGGCUUGCCGCUGCACCAUAAUGUGGAAGGAUCAGAGGAAACCAAACAACCACACGUUUCCGAUGAGGUAGUCACAAGCCGAUCGUAUGAGCAAGCUCGCACGUAUCGGCAGACCAAGAGACUUAAAGCCCAGCGAGCUGCGCAGGCUGCUUUGCUUUUUGCCACGAAAAGAGGUGCAGAUAACAAAGAGAGUGCGUCGGCAAAACCAUUUGUGUUCAAGAAUAGGACAGGUGUUUCUAUUGCAUUUGCUCAAAUGUCAAACGACAAGGAUCAACAGAAAUUGUUUAGUGCAUCGACGUCAAGCGUAGAAGGUAUUGGAGAAUACUCUGGUCUUGAAGAAUGUUCCCCUUCAUCAGUAGUCGUCAUUGCCGAUAAAGAAGACGCCCGAUUCAGUAUGGAGGUUAUUGCGAAUCAAGGCCUUCAAGGCAAUGUUCAAGAGGGAAAAGGUACAAGGUAUGGUUCAAGCAAGAUCAGAGACUAUGAAGGAAGGUUUCCCAAUCUUGUUGUUUCUAUACAAGCGGUCUCGGGAGUGUCAGUGGACCCCUUGUUGAACUUGCAAGUGUACAAAGUUGGGAGUGAAGUGAGGCAUUUGGUAGUGAAGAAGGAUUCUGAUACAGACGGUGACGACGUAGACGACGAAGCUCACUAUUCGAUACCUGUUGUUUGGAAGGUAGAAAUUGAGGACAAUCGACGUAUCUUGACGUUGAGCACUGCUGUUCGCGUAGUGUCUUUCGGCUUCAAUACGCCAAUUGAGGUGGGGGUUCUCGAUCACAAGGAGCCAGAUUCAGCAGAGGAUGUUUCGAGGGUGACUUCCGUUGGAAUUUCUCGUCCAGAAGCAGCUUUCUUUCUGCCUUUAUGGCUUGCGCUGAAACUUGAUCCAGUAGAUGUUUACGUCCGACCGUGCGACAAUUUCAGUAGCAACUAUAACUGGAGCGAUUCCAGUGUGCUUCAUUUUGGCCCUUCGAUUGCUCAUUCUAAGGAGGGGGGGAAAUUGAAGGCUGUCGAGGCAGGGCGGUGGACAUGGAAGCAGUCCUUUUCUGAGCUUACAUACAUCGGAUGCAAGCCCGUAAACAAACAUCGCAGUCAAGCGUUUCUAACAGUUUUUGGUACAUCCUCUGCCGUGACUUCCGCUAAAGCAACAAUUGAAAAGAAGCGAGCUGAUAUUGAUGAAGUGAUUUCUGUCACUAUCGAUUCCGGCUUGACGCUAAGGAACAUGCUGCCAAUGAAUCUAGAGUGGGAGGUUGCACACGCAGAUGGCAAGAAACGGAACGUUGUUGAUACCUCCGGCAAUAAAGAAACUAAUGUCGGCCGUGUCUUUUCGUUUGACGACAACCUUACUACCACAAAAAGCACAACGUUUGAACCUGGCCAGUGCCUCGAAGUCUUUGCUUCGGAUGUUUGUUCCCAAGAGCUUGAGGCAAGAUUCAAAGUCACAAAUGGUGUCGAUUGGUCCACAUGGGCCUCUUUGUCCUUAAUGGACACUGUUUACAACAAAAGAGACAAAAAUGAGGCGAAUUUGGAAGAGGAUGAUUUCCUUGCAGCAAUGACGCCUGGAGUGCGGCAAGUCAAUGUGCAAGUUAGAGACGACUCCCUUGAGGUACCAUUGACAUUUGGGGUUCGAAUAGUUCCGAAGAUGACACUUCCCGACGACCCACAACGUGGUGAUGUAUACGGCUUAGAAGUCAUUGUUUUUGCCGAGUUGUGGAUCCGAAACCUUACAUCGCUACCACUAAAUUUUGGUUGCCCUGCUUAUCAGUUGCAUGAACCUGGAAGUGACGUGAACACUGAGAUCUGCAGCGCCGAUGAAUCGUUGGCUCGAUUCACGGCCGAAUCGGCAUUGAUCGAAAUCGCAAACUUACUUGAAGUUGGCGACAAAGGGACUGGACUGAGAGGCGGUGGUGCAGCUGCAAAAUCGGCGGAGCUUCUUGGAAUAGAAAGCCUUCCUGGUCAAGAGUGCGAUCAUCUAAUUGAGGAAGUCUUCGAGUACAUAGAAAUUGAUAGCUCAACCGUGAAGAGGCGAUGGUGGGCUGCUGAAAGCUAUAAUAGCUAUCGUGCGAAUCUAACGUUGUCUGACGAGAAGCACGAGAACUGGCGGUGGCUAGAUGACUCAUGGGCAAUUGAUUGUGUUGGUCAAGCGCAAGCGCGUCAUGGGGGUUGGGAAAGCUGUAGAGCUCUGUUCACAUCUGGAGGAUCUUUUGACGGCACUCGGACUUUUGAUCCUGCCCACACAUUCCGUCGUAGGAGAUACUUCCGACAACGAACUGGAUAUGGCUGCUCCUCAGCUACCAAACAACCGCAGCAUUCCGGCGUGUUACGCGGAGGGCUACAAGCAAUUCACCAGCCACUUGUGGACUCGUUUUCUAAAGAACAACUGAAGCUAAAACGAAAACGAGCUAAUGGAGAAUCCAAACCACCAAAAAAAAAAAAGGGAGACGAAGAUGACGACGAUGCCGCUUUCAAGAUAUCAGUGAAAAGUGGAGAUGGAAGAUGGUGCAGUCCAGUUGCAAUUCCCGACAACGGUGCAACCCACGGCGUUAUCCGUUUGCUCUCCUCUAGAUGGCCCACGCUCACAAUGGAGCGUGUGCGUCCACAGGAUGAACGUAGCUUGAAAGGCGAAAAAAUUCGGGGUUUCUCGUACAAGUCCGCCUCGUUGGAACCUGAUUUGUUUGAAUUGUGUUACUCUGUCGCUGAUGUUGACGGUGAAUGGGGCGAAUUUUCGCGCACGAUGGAAAUCUCUCCCCGUUUUCUUAUCAAGAACACUUCCGAGAAGUUUGUGAUCGAAGCGAAGCAAUGUGGAGCUUCAGAUGACACAAUGCUAAGGCUUGGUCCACAGGAAUCAAAACCGUUCUUUUGGGCCGAUUUCCGCCUUCCAAAGCUUGUCAGCGUUCGUCCAUCUGGAUAUAGUCUCCGAGGAACUGACAAAUAUAGAUGGAGUGGUGGAUUUGAUAUCUGUAAUAUUGGAAUGGUUCCCAUCCGUGUGCGAGGACGCAUGGUCGGUAGCAACGAACAAAGCAAGGAGGACAGACAAUCGCUGAGAGCAACGGUUGAGGUUCGGCCUGGAACCGGUGGUUCCGGAAGAAACAUUGCACUCAAAGAGGAAGAUCCAGAAGGGGAUGGCUCAUUGUUCCGCAUCGAAAAUACAUCAACAUUUCCAAUCUGGCUUGCACAAGACGGUAAUUUGGUCAAUCCUUUGUCAAGCGCCUCGACUGAAAAUGGUGCACACGGACUAGGCGAGGAGCUGACCCAAAUCGAUGGAGAUUUGAUCAGACCCAACGAGAAAUUUUCAUUCGCCCUUGAUGUACCGUAUAGACAGGGAAAGUAUGCGAAUCGAAAGGAGGCUUCGAUUAGUGAUCUCAUGUCACUUCGAGUUGCUUUGGCACCACUGUCUAGUAGGGCAGGAGUUGAGACUGUCAAAUCGAUAAGAUUGACUACAGUGGGAGUGAGCCUGAGACUAAAUGCAUCCAAGCUUGUAGGGUCCUUCUUGCCUGGCUCUCGCGAGAUGCUCCAGCAGAUGCGCGUUCUUGGGAUUGUCACGACCGACGGUCCAACCAGAGUGCUGAGAUUUUGCCUCAUAUCGCACCCAGCUCCAGAUGUUUUCCGUAAUGCUUUCGAAGAAGUAUCGUACAUGUCUAUGAGCCAGAAUCGUUCAAAGGAAAGAAUUAAGGACCAUCGUCAGCAAGAUUUUACCCGCGAAAUAUCGGACGCUACAACUGCUACUGUCACUAUUUUGAAGAGUAACGAGCUCCCGACAGAAGAAGAAGCCAGAGGAAAAGCGCUUGCCGAGGCUGGGGCAAGCUCGAAGAAAUCAGAUAAACCAAGGACGACGUUUCGUGGACUAGAAGAUGAGACGUACUCUAUUCGGGCAGAUUUUGGGGGCUUUCUUUUCAGUCUAGUGGACUCUGUUCCUUCCGAGAUUGCACUUGCGUCCGUUAAGAGUAUCACUGCCCUCGCCAGAUGGAACAAGCUACGAACAUCCGACGCCACGAUGAUUGCUUCAAUUGGCUGGAUUCAAGUGGACAAUCAUGUGCCAAGUGCACCAUUUAAAGUUGCUUUGCGCCCGGAAAAGAGUGGUCACUCAACCGAUUCGAUGGACAACACCUCGAAUGCGCAAAGCCAAUCAUCCCCACUACUCGUUCUUGCGCUGUCGUUCGCACCGAAACACAAGUCUGGCAUCAUGUGUCUUCGAUCAGUCACAAUUGCCCCUGGAAAUAUUAUGGUUGCAAUUGACCUAGCUUUCUUGGUCAGGAUUCAACGAUUUGCCCAAGGCUUGCAAGGUCACUUCCAGAACGCCGAUGGCUGGAAGAGUAUUCGGUCAGGGAUGGUAUACGCAGAGCAGAAGAAGCAUAUUCCAUUCCCCAAGUUUGAUAGCAGCGAUGAAGUACUGGAACGAGCAGCUCUAUUUGCAUCAGAGAAUCAGAACCUAUACUUCCAGGCAUUGACGAUCCUCCCUUGCAAUAUCAACUUUUCUGUUGCACCAGCGAGAGCACUGAGUCCAGCGCAGGCUGCGUUGGAGGGUGCUGAAACAGCCGCGAUCCACGUGGCCGUGCGCAAGGGCGACGUCAAAGUCGGAAAUAGCAGCGCUUUGCUUGGGGUCCGCGUAGGGCGAAGAAACAAGACACCAUUAUCAGUUGUGAGAGGAGUUUUUAAAAGCAUUGUAGUGGAUGCGUUGAUUAGGCUUGAUGGAGCGUCGCUAGACCUCGCCGGUGUCGGGCUUCGCAAUCACAUUUCCACCGGACCUCAGCUGACUACUUACAUUCUGGCGCAUUAUGUGAAUUCUCUUCGUCAUAAUGUGCCAGCGUUGAUAGGUUCCCUCGCUGCCUUUGGCAAUCCACUAGGAUUGAUUCGAGGAGUCGGGGAAGGAGUGAGCGACUUUGUAAGUGAGCCUGUGAAAGGGUUCCAGAAGAGUGUGAAGGAGCUUGAUCCCACAUUUCUGGUGGAUGGUGUUGCUCGAGGAACAGAAUCACUUGCACGGCAUACUGUUGGAGGGUUUGCAGAUUCGGCAUCGCUGCUAACUGAUACGUUCUCCAAAAACAUGGCAGUGCUGACAUUGGAUCGUCGAUACGCCCAAAAACGAGACCGGGAUAAGAUCCUUCGAGUCAAUGGUGACGGAAAGGUCACUUUGGCUGGUGGAAUGGAAAGUGGAUUCAACAAACUGGUUGGUGGUUUCCGUGACGGCGUCACUGGUGUAGUUGAUGCACCCAUUCGUGGUGCAGAGAAACGUGGUAUUGAGGGAUUUGCAAAGGGAGUUGGUAAAGGCAUUUUGGGACUGAUGGUGAAGCCUAUCAUUGGUAUAUCCGAUGCUGCAACCGACGUAAUGAUUGGUGUCAAGAGCACUGUGGAGAAGGAUUCUGUUUAUCAGAACUUGGCACUUGCACGAAACCAGCUUCGACCCCGACGUCCCAUGUACGGGCGUGAUAAAGUGCUCCGACAAUUCAAGAUGGAAGAUGCUGCAGCUGCAACCUUGAUGCAACGGACAAGUUGUGCUGGCGAAGGCUAUCUGAGUCAUAUUGAUAUGACGAACCGAGUGGCCUUGUUUAGCGUCGUUCGAUGCCUCGUACUAGAUUCCACCGGCAAAGAACUUGUGUCGCUCCAAUACGAACAAAUAGCAGAGGCAAAUGCCCGUUCGUUCCAAGAAUUUGGUAAGGACGAAACGUGGCGGGUCGAAAUCUUGUUGACUGAAAAUCUCAAACCAAAGGGGAGACGAAAUGGGAAACUUGUCGAAAUUGUCGAAUGCAACAACAAAGACGAAGCCAUUGUCCUGUGCUCGCAGAUUAAGCAAGGAGUGGAUUUGGUCACCAACGAAGACCGUUUGUAA
Molecule: messenger RNA, 16506 nt
Organism: Cylindrotheca closterium
Lineage: Eukaryota; Bacillariophyta; Bacillariophyceae; Bacillariales; Bacillariaceae
Source: the annotation of a GenBank genome assembly